Trametes versicolor FP-101664 SS1 is the source of this 1049-nucleotide messenger RNA. Its product is annotated as rRNA adenine dimethylase. NCBI's taxonomy places the organism in Eukaryota, Fungi, Basidiomycota, Agaricomycetes, Polyporales, Polyporaceae. The coding region runs from base 1 to 969 and encodes 322 amino acids. Gene Ontology annotation, molecular function: rRNA (adenine-N6,N6-)-dimethyltransferase activity. Gene Ontology annotation, cellular component: mitochondrial matrix. The record is from RefSeq and is a predicted model, not a curated record. The transcript has 6 exons. Gene Ontology annotation, biological process: rRNA methylation.
AUGCCUCGAGCAACAUCUGACCGCUUCACACGCGCACACCAGCCGUCGGCGAAAGCAAAAGCGUCCUCAUCUGAGGCGUCCGGCUCCUCUGCAGCAGCCCGGAAUCCUAUCUUCAAUACGGAGCGGUUCGGCCAGCAUAUCCUCAAGAACCCUCAAACUGCUCAAUCAAUAGUGGACACCGCAAGUCUCCGACCAUCAGACAAGGUGCUUGAAGUCGGUCCCGGUACGGGUAACCUGACAGUACGCAUCCUCGAGAAAGCAAAACAUGUCACCGCAGUGGAGAUGGACCCUCGGAUGGCAGCCGAAUUGACCAAGCGUGUGCAGGGAAAGCCCGAGCAGCGCAAGCUCGAAAUCAUCAUCGGCGACUUCGUGAAGGCCGAACUGCCCUACUUCGACGUCUGCAUCUCCAACACACCCUACCAGAUCUCCUCCCCGCUCGUCUUCCGCCUUCUCUCGCACCGCCCGAUCUUCCGCGUCGCGGUGCUCAUGUUCCAGCGCGAGUUCGCGACGCGCCUCGUCGCGACGCCCGGCUCCGUGCUCUGGUCGCGCCUCUCCGCGAAUGUGCAGCUGUACGCAAAGGUCGACCUCGUCAUGCACGUCAGCAAGAACAACUUCCGCCCGCCCCCGAAGGUCGAGAGCAGCGUCGUGCGCCUCGUCCCGCGCGACCCGCCUCCCCCAGUUGAGUUUGCGGAGUUUGACGGUCUGGGGCGUAUUAUCUUCGGGCGGCGGAAUAAGCACAUACACGCCAAUUUCCAAGCCAAGGGCGUGCUAGAGAUGCUUGAAAGUAAUUGGAAGACCUGGGCUUCGGUGAACGAUGUGAUGAUCGAGGAUGAUUUCAACUUCAAGGAGAAGGUGGAUCAGGUCCUCCUGGACACCGGCUUCUCCGAGUCUCGAGCGGCAAAGAUGGACAUCAACGACCUACUCAAAUUGUUGUCAGCGUUCCACGACGCUGGCAUUCACUUCGCGUGACCUUUUUUCUCGUAUGGUUUUAGGUUAUUUGUUGUAAUUUAUAUCAUAUCUGCCAAAGAUGACAGCACUCUGUGGAACCC